This is a messenger RNA of Clonostachys rhizophaga, 2007 nucleotides long. NCBI's taxonomy places the organism in Eukaryota, Fungi, Ascomycota, Sordariomycetes, Hypocreales, Bionectriaceae. The record is from the annotation of a GenBank genome assembly.
AUGGACUCGGCUACACCAGACAGCUACCUGCAAUGUCUGCCUCACGAGACAUUGCAGCAAAUCGCAGGUCAUAUUGCCGACUCGCAUCCACCCAGCCUUAAUGCAUUGGCCUUGACCAGUAAAACUUGCCAUGAGGUCGCCACCCUAUUCAACUUUCGCCAAGUCCAUCUCACAGUUCGCAAUCCCAAGCAAUUAGAACAUGAUGUUGCAGCCCUGGUUGCAGCGCUCUCCCGCACAGAGUCUAUUCGCCAUGUUCACAGCCUUACCCUUGAAGGCUUUCUGGAUAUGGAUAGACCAGUGGAUAAGAAGGGGACGCUAGAUUGGUGGGAGUCAACUCAGGUCAGAGAACCUCAUAUCAACAAUAUCCUGCCCAAUAAAGAACCAAUCCCUUCCGGGUUCUAUUAUAUUUAUGAUAAAUUUUGGGAACUAUCUUCUGAGGAGGAUACAGCAUGGGCCCCAGUUAUUGACUUGAUCAAAAUGCUACCGUCUAUAGCUAAGAUCAUAUAUAACUGCCCAAAUCACUUCCCACCUAGCCUUCUUAAUGCCCUCCAUCAAAACCAUACCCAGUGCAAAAUUCACUACCUUACAUUCCGACUACAAACCAUAUUACAACAUCCAACUUACGGAAUGACCCUGGCUACAUCCCCAUGCCUUUACAGUGUCAGGCUUCUCGAUUCUUGGCGCGAUUCAGAGGACACUGAUGACUUUAGCCGCGGGGCAAUAAUGCAGCUUGUUGCUGGUCUUGCUCCCAACCUGAAAGAAGUCCAUUUUGUAGGAUUUCGGCCAAAUCUAUCCAACAGAUCCCGUCGCCAACGAGGCUAUUGGCCGGGCCUGCCAGGGUUCAUUCCUGGCAAGAUUGGUUCCUUGACUUCUCUGUCCCUCUUGGGGUGUGCAGACCUAAGCUCCCCGGCUCUUAUCCGGGGAUGGGCAAAGCAUACGGAUUUUGGCUCCCUCCAUCACUUAGCUCUCGGAGGUGAAAAGGGUGGAUGGGGUCUGAAUGGUGUCAAUAACGAAGUCAUGGGGUGGAUUACUCACAAUUGCUCCUUCCCUCAGUUGAAAACCCUCGAGGUCGUUCUGGUACACGAUCACCGCUUUCCAAGAUCUGAAUACUGUGAUAGUGCUGCUAGCUUUUUGGGCGCGUUUAACCCUCUGUGUGAGCUUUCAGUCACCGGCCCGCUAGAAGUCAACAUUUUUGACGCUAUUUUACAUCAACAUGGACAGACAUUGAAAAAGCUGAGCCUGCAUUCAUUGGAGGAGGUGCGCCCGGGAGAUGAAGCUCUGCGGCGAGAAAUGCCAAUGGUAUUCACAAAGGUGCAUGUAUCACAAAUUCAAGCACAUUGUCCAGCUUUGGAGGAGCUUGCUAUCACGGUCAAGCGCACGCAAUCCAACGCGGUCGAGGUUGAAUUAUACAGAUCCUUGGCUAAAUUGGAGCGGUUGCGAUCUCUGUUCCUUAUUUUGGAUUGUUCCGAUUUGAGACCUUUUCGGGACAGCUCUUGUGAUGCUGAAUUCGACGAAGACGAUCAGAGAACCUGGUUAUAUGAAAACAUCAAAAGAGGCCAUCUACGACUAGCCUUGAUGAACUGCGCAGUAGAUGAGACGCUAGCACGAUCAAUCUGGGAGACCAUAUGUCACGAUAAAGUCAGUACGCCAUUGGAAUCUCUCAAAUUAUGGACCACGGGAGUCGGUGAGUUUGGCAAUGGUCAGGACGUCAUGGCCGACUUUGCUGCCAAUAUGAGCCGUUCAUGGCUAGUUGAACGACUUCCUCGAGAUGAUAUAGAGGUUAUCAAUAUCACGGAACUGGGCCAAUAUGCAAGGGAGGCCCGGGAUCAAAGCAGAAAAGAAUGGGAGACACGAUGGAACAAGGGCGAGCCAACCGAGUCGGAGGAAGAAUCAAGGGAAAAUGACGACCGUUUUGCGACCUUUAGAGUGUUUCGCCGUAUUUGGCCCCGAAAAGAGGGUAGCGGGGAUUGGCGUGAAGAUUGGUCAAGUCUGCCUCUACAGGUCUAA